This is a messenger RNA of Ambispora leptoticha, 1404 nucleotides long. NCBI's taxonomy places the organism in Eukaryota, Fungi, Glomeromycota, Glomeromycetes, Archaeosporales, Ambisporaceae. The record is from the annotation of a GenBank genome assembly.
AUGAGUUCCCUACCACCUCUUCCAGACGAACUGCGAUUUAUUAACCCGUAUCUUCAAAAAGGACAAGAAUUGCAAAAGCGGGAGCCUGUUAUUUCUUACUUCUGCACGUAUUAUUUUGGGAGGACCUUUUUUGGUUUUGGUAAUUAUUAUGCGGCAAAACUCGCAAUUGGCAAAGGAUUAAAGACUAAAGAGAGCAAAGCAUUUCUUGCGACGUUGUUGGAUGUACUUGAAGCGGAAAAGAAAGGUAUGGCUGAACAUGAAAUAAUCAGCAACGACAUGGCAGGAUCGGCAUACGUGGAAAAUUUUGGAUUGAAAGUUUUCUUUAAUGCAGAUAACGAAGAUCGUGCUGGGAAAGCUACAAAAAAGACAGCCAAAAAUUUUUUCCACGCUUCGCAGUUUCUAGAAUUAUUAAAGAUCUUCGGAGACAUUGAUCCAGAGAUUGAAAAAAAAAUAAAAUACGCGCAAUGGAAAGCUGCCAGUAUAAAUAAAGCGAUAACUAAUGGACAAACACCGGUCCCUGGUCCAGCAGGCGGUGAAUCAAAUACCCAACAGGAACAACAAACGAUAUUAGAUGAUGGUGGUGGUCAAAUACAAAAUGAAACACCUAGUUUUGAUCAAUUUCCCUCUGCUCCAUUAUCUUCAUCUACUAUUUCCGAUAAUAAUAACAACAUCAAUUCUAAUAAUGUUCAAGAUCCUUGGUCACUAUUUCCUUCACCACCUACUCAAGAGAAUAAUAAUAAUAAUCAACAACAGUCACCAAUUAUCUCACAGCAUCUUGAUGUUACUUCAACAACCACACAUGAUCAACCUACGAAUAUUGUUACAGGUUCCGAACGAACGGGGCUAACGCCACCACCGCCACUUCCUCCCAAAGUCAAUGAUUAUUAUGGUGCUUCAACUGAAUAUACAUUAUCCACAAAUAUUACAAAUUCUUACAAUACUAAUGAACCAGAUCAGCAACAUCAACAACACCACCUUCAAAAUUCACAUUUUAAUUUGAAUUAUCCACCUUUUACAUCAACAAAUUCAUAUUACGAUCCUAACCAACAACAAAAUCAUCAGCACCAACCACCACCGGCGACACCAUCAUCAUCAGCAGGAUUACCAUCUCAGAACAGCAAUACAAAUUUCUAUCAACAUCCAACUGUCCCGCCUCAUCCUCUUUCUGCACCACCUCCUCCCGCUGUCCCUCAUCAGAAUAUUUUUUCGCAUGUUACGGUUACACCAUCACCUCUUCCUCAACAGCAGUACACACAAAAUUCUUUAGAAAUUGACGCAAACACUAUUGCAAUGAUUCAGAAACAUUCCAAAUGGGCGAUCAGCGCACUCAAUUUUAAUGAUGUCAAGACUGCUACGGAUAAUUUGAAAAAAGCUAUUGAACUAUUGGAACCUUAUAAUAAGUAA